CACGCGCUGAAAGUAGGUUAGAGCAGCGAGCGAAAAAAAGACAGUGAGCACUAGUCCAGGAAAGAGGUUGGAAGACUUGGAGUUCGCUGCAAUAUUUUGUAGCAUAAAGUCCACGCUGAGUCACAGAAGAAUACUUGGGCUUCACGGAGUAAAUAGACUUCGCAAAAUAGCUUAAAGACAUUCUCGAUAUUUAAUCUGUUUCACAGAUCAGCUACUUGUGAACAUAUGAGGAUUUGUUGUUUUUACAUUUUUCAACAGCUCCUUUUUGGAGCGAAAAAGCAUAGAUCAUAUUUAUAUACCUCCAUUUUAUUUUCAUUAUCUGGAGUUUUAUGAGUCAAAUACAAUUAUCAAGAAUAUGAGAGCACAAAUUGAAGUGAUACCCUGCAAGAUCUGUGGGGACAAAUCAUCAGGGAUUCACUAUGGUGUAAUCACCUGUGAAGGCUGCAAGGGCUUCUUUAGACGCAGCCAGCAGAACAAUGCUAUGUACUCCUGCUCCCGCCAAAGGACCUGUCUGAUUGACCGCACCAAUCGGAAUCGUUGCCAACACUGUCGGUUGCAGAAGUGCCUGGCCCUAGGCAUGAGUCGUGAUGCUGUGAAGUUUGGCCGCAUGUCAAAAAAGCAGAGAGACAGCCUGUAUGCUGAGGUCCAGAAGCACCAGGCUUCCCAGGAGUUAGCGACUGUCUGCGAGGAGGAAGGUGAGGUUGGAGGUCACGGCCGGGCAUACAGCAGAGGCUCCAGUGCUGCCCUCAGCGACCUCAGCGACAUUACCACCUUACCGGACGGCUUGCUGUUAGACCUGCCCCUUACACCAGAGGGAGCCGGAGGAGAGUACUGCAAUCUGGAGAUGAUGGGGGGCAGCGGGGGAAGCAGCACCUCCUCUCAGAGCUCACCCGAACAGAACGGACUAGACAUUGGAGACGGCAACCACCACAUUAAGCACGAGUACCAGCUUCUGCAUGAGUCCGGUCUUUUCACCCAUGCGCUGCUCAACCCUUUACCUGAGGGGUGCUCCAUGCUUGACAUAGAGUGUGUAACAGCAAGUGUGGUGAAGUCUCACCUAGAGACAAGUCAGUAUGGGAGUGAAGAGCUAAAGAAGCUGUACUGGUCUGUGUACACCCCUGAGGAGACGCGCAGCUUUCAGAGCAAGCCUGCAGAGGUCAUGUGGCAGCAGUGUGCCAUCCACAUCACCAAUGCCAUCCAGUAUGUGGUAGAGUUUGCCAAGCGUAUCACUGGAUUCAUGGACCUCUGUCAGAAUGACCAGAUCAUUCUUCUCAAAGCAGGAUGUCUGGAUGUGCUUUUGAUUCGCAUGUGUCGCGCCUACAACCCCAUCAAUAACACUAUUCUGUUUGAUGGCAAGUUUGCCAGUGCACAAACCUUCAAAGCACUCGGUUGUGAUGACCUUGUGGGGGCCGUGUUUGACCUGGCCAAGAGCCUGAGUCGUCUGCAGCUGUCUGAAGAGGAGAUGGCUCUGUUCAGUGCUUCUGUUCUCCUUUCUCCAGACCGACCAUGGCUGACAGACAGCCAACAGGUACAGAAGCUUCAAGAGAAAGUCUAUCUGGCUCUGCAGCAUUGUCUACACAGAAGUGGCUCAUCAGAGGAGAAACUGGCAAAGAUGGUGUCCAAACUUCCCACGAUGAAGUCCAUCUGCAAUCUCCACAUUGACAAGCUUGAGUUUUUCCAUCUACUCCACCCAGAGACAGUGUACAAUUUCCCACCACUGUACCGCGAGGUGUUCAUCAGUGAAAUCAACUAUCCAGACUCCACAAUCGGUUAAAAAUCAGUUCAGAUAUGAAAGUGAUUCAUAUAGAGACAGAAAUUUGUUGGGAAGGAGAAUUACAGAGGGAGAGGAACUUGACAACAGUGAAGCAACGAGCAGCUCAGUGACAAUCCUGCAUGCUACACCUUUUGACACUCUACUCUCACCUCAGACCUCCACCCUAUGGAGCUGCUUGGACUGUAAGCCAGUCCAUGCUAUACGAUUCAACACUAGGUGCUGGUUACUAUGUGCAUGCUACCUAUUUUGGCGGAGUGAAACAGUUCUGAGAUUUCAUUUUGCAAUCUCAGAUGUUCUUUCAAAGAGAGUUUGAGAUCUCACUUAAGCUAAAGUCAUCUAUAACGAGUUUGACUUCUUUCCCUGUUCUCCAUGUCUUUCUAAGCUAAUUUUGAAUGUACCUCGCAGACAUGCAGCCCUAAGCUUGACAUGGAAUUAACUAUAUACCAACCUUCGCCAUGGAAGAGUUGCGGUGUAGUCUAUUUUUAUUAUAUUUCCAUUGCAGUUUCACAGCUCCUUUUUGGCAGUGCCCACAGUUUUGUAUGUAUGAACAAACUGUUUCAAGGGACCAAGAUCAAACAGACAGGCAAAAAGGUUUUUAGCAUGCAAGACAUGGACAAGGAGACCCAAGGUGUCUAUUAUCAUGCAAAUGCUUAUGCUGACCUACACAUUCAUUUUACAUUUACACAUUCAUUUCACAUUUACACAUUCAUACACUGAUAUUUUUUGCUCUUUAUUUUUUCAGACACAAUCCAAAGACCUCAGUCCCAUUACCUUUUUCCUUUGCAAAUGCCACUUAGAGAGAGCAAGAGAGAGUAGUAACAGAAGUAUUUUGAAAGUAUUUUUUAGAUGUUUCUUACAGUAUAUUUACUCAAUAGAGAGAGGGAUUUUGAGAGGGAAGGAGGUUUAUAAGAUAGAAUGAUUCAGGUAGUCAUGGUUAAAGAGGAUGCUUACUCAAAGAUUUACCUGGUUUAACAAAGGCAAUUAAAUGAAGACAAAUAAAGAAAUGGGUUCACCAGGA
Messenger RNA from Esox lucius (northern pike), 2792 nucleotides. RefSeq names its product RAR-related orphan receptor C a (gene rorca). Gene Ontology annotation, cellular component: nucleus. Gene Ontology annotation, molecular function: zinc ion binding; nuclear receptor activity; RNA polymerase II cis-regulatory region sequence-specific DNA binding. Lineage: Eukaryota; Metazoa; Chordata; Actinopteri; Esociformes; Esocidae. Gene Ontology annotation, biological process: regulation of transcription by RNA polymerase II. Bases 356 to 1774 code for a protein of 472 amino acids. The record is from RefSeq and is a predicted model, not a curated record. The transcript has 10 exons.